Lactuca virosa is the source of this 321-nucleotide messenger RNA. The record is from the annotation of a GenBank genome assembly. Lineage: Eukaryota; Viridiplantae; Streptophyta; Magnoliopsida; Asterales; Asteraceae.
AUGAUGAGAACCGCCGCUGUCUUCGCUCCGUUGAAGACCGCUGUUAAGGUUGUGUCGUCCGCUGCCACCUUCCUCCGUCCUCGUCUCCAUCUGUUUUUGCUGUUGCUGCUGAUAGCGUUUAUUUCAUCCCCUCUCCUGUUAUCUUCUUCUUCUUCUUAUGUUCGCCGGUAUCACGAAAUGGCCGCUAGGAAGCUCCGCCGACCACAGCUGCUGUCACCGUGGCUCGCCGCCGCCGCGAGCGCCGCUGUUGUCCGCCUUUCUGUGUCGCUGCCGACGCUCGGAUCGGUCGCCAAGCCCGCUGCCACCUUCUCCUUCGUCUAG